This is a messenger RNA of Cicer arietinum (chickpea), 2244 nucleotides long. RefSeq lists its product as uncharacterized. Lineage: Eukaryota; Viridiplantae; Streptophyta; Magnoliopsida; Fabales; Fabaceae. The record is from RefSeq and is a predicted model, not a curated record. Gene Ontology annotation, molecular function: beta-glucosidase activity. Gene Ontology annotation, biological process: glucan catabolic process.
ACUUUUGUCUUGGAAAAGAACACAUUUAUGUCUCUUUCACCCUUUUUUUGUCUAUAACAUUGUAGACCACCAAAGUUUAUUUUGUAGAAAACUCAAACUAGUAAAUAGUUGUUUUGAGAGGAAGAAAUGGCAAAAGCUACAAUAUUUUUGGUGGGGUUUUUGAUUUUGCAUUGUUGGGUAGCUAUGGCUGAAGCUGAGUAUUUGAAAUACAAAGAUCCAAAACAACCAUUGAAUACUAGAAUUAAGGAUCUUGUUGGUAGGAUGAGUUUGGAAGAGAAAGUUGGUCAGAUGGUUCAGAUUGAUCGUAGUGUUGCUUCUGUUGAUGUGAUGAAAAAGUAUUAUAUUGGGAGUUUACUAAGUGGUGGUGGAAGUGUUCCUAAGCCACAAGCUAGUGCAAAGGAUUGGGUUGAUAUGGUGAAUGAAUUUCAAAAGGGUGCUUUAUCCACUAGGCUUGGAAUUCCAAUGAUAUAUGGAAUUGAUGCUGUUCAUGGCCAUAACAAUGUCUAUAAAGCAACUAUUUUUCCUCACAAUAUUGGUCUAGGAGCUACAAGAGACCCUCAACUAGUGAAGAAGAUUGGUGAGGCAACUGCUCUUGAAGCUAGAGCAACUGGAAUUCCAUAUGUAUUUGCGCCUUGCAUUGCGGUUUGUAGAGAUCCAAGAUGGGGUAGAUGUUAUGAAAGUUAUAGUGAAGAUCAUACAAUAGUUCAAUCUAUGACUGAGAUUAUUCCAGGACUUCAAGGUGACAUCCCUUCGAAUUCGCCAAAGGGUGUUCCAUUUGUUGCCGGAAACAAGAAAGUUGCAGCUUGUGCUAAGCACUUUGUUGGUGAUGGUGGAACAACAAAAGGAAUCAACGAGAACAACACAGUUGUAAGCAGACAUGAAUUGCUCAGCAUUCACAUGCCAGCUUACUAUAACUCAAUUAUUCAUGGUGUGUCAACCAUCAUGGUCUCUUACUCAAGCUGGAAUGGCGAAAAAAUGCAUGCUAAUCGCGAUUUAAUCACUGGAUUCCUCAAGAACACACUCCGUUUCAGGGGUUUUGUCACAUCAGAUUGGCAAGGAAUUGACUUGAUAACUUCCACUCCUCAUGCUAACUACACAUACUCAAUCCAAACUGCAGUCAAUGCUGGUAUUGACAUGAUAAUGAUUCCAUAUAACUACACUGAGUUCAUAGAUGGCCUAACCUUCCUAGUGAAGAACAAUGCCAUACCGAUGAGUCGAAUCGAUGAUGCAGUGAAGAGAAUUUUGAGAGUCAAGUUUGUUAUGGGAUUAUUUGAGAAUCCAUUGGCCGAUUACAGUCUUGUCGAUCAGCUCGGAAGUCAGGAGCAUAGAGAAUUGGCAAGAGAAGCUGUGAGGAAAUCAUUGGUUCUAUUGAAGAAUGGUGAAAAUGCUGAUAAGCCAUUGCUUCCUCUUCCUAAAAAGGCUUCAAAAAUUCUUGUUGCUGGAAGCCAUGCUGAUAAUCUAGGUUAUCAAUGUGGUGGAUGGACUAUUGAAUGGCAAGGACAUAGUGGCAACCACAUUACUAGUGGUACAACAAUUCUCAGUGCUAUAAAAAAUACAGUUGACAAAGACACCGACAUAAUCUACAAGGAGUAUCCAGAUCCAGACUAUGUAAAGUCAAACAACUUUUCAUAUGCAAUAGUGGUAGUAGGAGAGAAACCAUAUGCUGAAACAAGUGGUGACAGCUUAAACCUAACAAUUUCAAGUCAUGGAUAUGACACAAUAAACAAUGUAUGUGCUGGAGUGAAAUGUGUUGUUGUGUUAAUAACUGGUAGACCUGUUGUGAUUCAACCAUAUCUUGACAAAAUUGAAGGACUAGUUGCUGCUUGGCUUCCUGGAAGUGAAGGUCACGGUGUUACUGAUGUUUUGUUUGGUGAUUAUGGAUUUAGUGGUAAGCUUUCAAGAACAUGGUUUAAGAGUGUUGAUCAAUUACCAAUGAAUGUUGGUGAUUCUCAUUAUGAUCCUUUGUUUCCAUUUGGGUUUGGUCUUACAACUCAACCUUAUAAGGCUACUUAGGAAUUAUAUUAGAUUUUGGUUAAUCAUUUACCAAAUUUGUGUUCUUGGGCUAGGUUUUUGUAUUAUCUAUUAUUGUUUUAUUUGCCAUUUUGUGUUUCUAUUUUACAUGUUUGACAUUACAUUGGUGUUGUCAUGUAUAUGUAGCUUGGAAUUGUUGAACAAUUUUGGGCUUCAAUUAUUAAAAACAUUGAGUUAUAAUUAAAUCUAUAUACGCCAAAUUACCCAUGUCCA